CUACAGCAACACCCGACUGUCACACGCCCGCUGAGGCCUAAACGGACAGCAAACAUCCACAACUGAAGAAGCCUCGUGGAUUAAACGUGAAACGUCUUCAACAAACCAGAACAGUCCAAUUGCUUGGACUAGGCUCCGGCGACCCUUGUGAGGAUAAGCCGCAAAAAAAAAACCCGGGCCGAGACUCAACCUUGGUGGAGAAAGGACCUCCUGCAGAUGAGCGCCGGCCGCGUGUGCACGAAAGGCUCCGCGGCACUUUUGACGAGCAAAAAAAGAAGAAUAAUAAUAAUAAUAAAAAAAAAGCGGACGAUCAGCGUGCGGCGGCUCUGACAGCGCGCGCGCGCCCGAGAGCGAGAGCGGGAGAGAAAAGACACCCCCGGGGGCGCCGCUUCCACCAUGGCGUUAACGAUCUGCACGAGGUUUACCGACGAAUAUCAGCUGUUUGAGGAGCUGGGGAAGGGAGCCUUUUCCGUGGUCAGGAGGUGCGUGAAGAUCUCCUCAGGUCAAGAAUAUGCUGCCAAAAUCAUCAACACCAAGAAGCUCUCAGCCAGAGAUCAUCAAAAGCUGGAGAGGGAGGCCAGGAUCUGCCGUUUACUCAAGCACCCCAACAUCGUGCGCCUCCACGACAGCAUAUCAGAGGAGGGCUUCCACUAUUUGGUGUUUGAUCUCGUGACGGGAGGAGAGCUGUUCGAGGACAUCGUGGCCCGCGAGUACUACAGCGAGGCCGACGCCAGCCACUGCAUCCAGCAGAUCCUGGAGAGCGUCCAUCACUGCCACGUGAACGGGAUCGUCCACAGGGAUUUGAAGCCCGAGAACCUUCUAUUGGCCAGUAAGCUGAAGGGGGCAGCGGUCAAGCUCGCUGACUUUGGGCUGGCUAUCGAGGUGCAGGGGGACCAGCAGGCAUGGUUUGGUUUCGCCGGUACCCCCGGAUACUUGUCUCCCGAGGUUUUGAGGAAAGAUCCGUACGGGAAACCGGUGGAUAUGUGGGCCUGCGGAGUGAUUUUGUACAUUCUGCUGGUGGGCUACCCUCCGUUCUGGGACGAAGACCAGCACCGCCUCUAUCAACAAAUCAAGGCCGGGGCCUACGACUUCCCAUCCCCCGAGUGGGACACUGUAACUCCCGAGGCCAAAGACCUGAUCAACAAGAUGCUAACCAUCAACCCCAGUAAACGCAUCACCGCCUCAGAGGCCCUCAAGCACCCGUGGAUCUGCCAACGGUCCACCGUGGCGUCCAUGAUGCACAGACAGGAGACUGUGGAGUGCCUGAAGAAGUUCAACGCCAGGAGGAAACUCAAGGGGGCCAUACUGACCACUUUGCUUGUCACAAGAAACUUCUCAGCAGCCAAGAGUUUGCUGAACAAAAAAUCAGACGGCGUUAAGGUAAACAACAAAGCAAACACAGCGACCAGUCCUAAAGACACUGGCCCCGCCCCCGCACUGGAACCGCAGACGACUGUGAUCCACAAUCCCGUGGACGGAAACAAGGAAUCGGUGGAGAGCGCCAACACCACCAUCGAAGACGAAGACGUGAAAGCUCGCAAACAGGAAAUCAUUAAAGUCACCGAGCAGUUGAUCGAGUCUAUCAACAACGGAGACUUUGAGGCCUACGCGAAGAUCUGCGAUCCCGGUCUGACUUCCUUUGAGCCCGAGGCGCUGGGAAAUCUGGUGGAGGGACACGACUUCCACCGCUUUUAUUUUGAAAACGCCCUGUCUAAAGGCAACAAGCCAGUGCACACCAUUCUCUUGAACCCGCACGUUCACCUCAUCGGGGAGAACGCGGCGUGCAUCGCCUACAUCCGCCUGACCCAGUACAUGGACGGCGGAGGGAUGCCGCGCACCAUGCAGUCGGAGGAGACCCGCGUGUGGCACCGCCGGGACGGCAAGUGGCAGAACAUCCACUUCCACCGCUCCGGCUCCCCCAGCAUCCCCUCCCAUUGAUGGAAUCAAAAAGACGAGAGCAUCCUUCCCACCCGUCCGGGCCGGUCCAGCCCGACCCGCGACUGCUCUCCGACCUUUGACCCUCUCAACACACGGCACAGGACACAAAAAACGACACCAGUACAUGUUCCAGUUGUGGCAUUUAAUCAACGAAGGAAACCGCCAGCAGGUGGCAGCACAUUACGAAAUGAGCAUUUUUUUUUGGCAACUUUAGUUUCUUUUUUUUUUUUUUUUUUUAAGAUUUUUUUGGUAUGCGUUUGAAAUCUAUCAAUUAGAAAUCUGCUGUAAUCACUCCUGGAAGUUCAUUGUGUAUUUUUAAUGUGUAUUUCUCUGCGUGUAAGCCAAAAGAGCAAGCAAAUUGGAAGAGGCGAGCGAACGUUCAAACGAAGCUUGCUUCAGUUCUGCUGAUGUAUAUACAGGAGACAUUGUGAUUGUUGAUGAAAAGAAACACAAACGUUGGAAUUGCUGUUCUCGUUGUCAGACGAAUGACGUUUUUUGUUUUUUUUUUUGUUUGUUUUUGUGUCAAAUCCGACUUAGCAACUCUUAUUUGUGUUCGCUACGAGCUCGAAGUCGCCGUCGGAAUCGUCUCGACGUCAACGUAUAAUCCUAAUUUAAAUGGAAAGAAAGCAGAGCUUACACUUUGCAUUGGAAUACCUUUGCCUUUAUAUCAGUGAUAUAAGAGAAUGUAGCAUAUUAUGUAAAAAUAUGAACAUCCAAGACUAUCGUGUAGUGCAUGGGGAGGGGGGGGGGGAUAUUGCGUAAGAUCAUAUGGAACUGCUGUAUAAUAUCUUCUGUUUGAGAUGUGACUCACUGAGUUGUUUGUCAACGUCGUGCACCAGUCCUGUCCCAAAUGUUUCGACUGUCCUCCGCUAUCAUGGACGACUUGUACAAAAAACAAUAACACAAUAAAGUUCAAAGCUGCAUAUCCGAAGGGAAGCGCUGAAGAAGAAAGAAACGAGAGCGCCACUUGCAUUUUGUACAAACGUGUUUAGGACGGGAGCGCAUUUUUCAUAAUGUUUGUACGACUGUGCGUUUCGGGGUUUCUGUUGUGCUUUUUUUUUCUCCCAGCGAGGACGACGACAAAGAAGAAGAUGAACUUUGCCAAUUUUGUUUGAGAUUGGGAGGCCGGACGAGGCGUGAGGGACGGACGUCUUCCUUGACGACAGCAAUCAUCUUUCAGAUUGGUUUGUGUGUUUCUGUGUGUCUCUCUCUCUCUCUUUUUUUUUUUUUAAAUGGCAAAAUACAUAAUGAAAACCUUCCUUUUGAUGAAACGUACGAUGUCAAUUCAAUUUUCAAUUGCUCCUUGACUGCCGGGUGACUCGCCAGCACGGCAAUGGACGGCUUAUCGUGUUUAAGAAGUAAAUAAAUGAGCUAAACGGUGUGAUCUCGAUUCUAAUG
Messenger RNA from Syngnathoides biaculeatus (alligator pipefish), 3336 nucleotides. It is a transcript of the gene camk2d2, whose product is annotated as calcium/calmodulin-dependent protein kinase (CaM kinase) II delta 2. The transcript has 21 exons. Gene Ontology annotation, molecular function: calmodulin binding; ATP binding; calcium/calmodulin-dependent protein kinase activity. NCBI's taxonomy places the organism in Eukaryota, Metazoa, Chordata, Actinopteri, Syngnathiformes, Syngnathidae. Bases 397 to 1938 code for a protein of 513 amino acids. Gene Ontology annotation, biological process: protein phosphorylation. The record is from RefSeq and is a predicted model, not a curated record. Gene Ontology annotation, cellular component: neuron projection; cytoplasm.